AAUGGAAGCUCGGGAGGUGAGGACGAAUCAGCGAGCCAUGGCGGUUUCCCUCUGUUUCUGCACGCUUUUCCUGUUUCUGAUCCUAUCAGGUUUAGUUAUCCAGAUCUUCAGCGCUUCAGUUGGGAUCAACUAUGGCCAGAUUGCCAACAAUCUCCCAUCUCCUACGCGAGUUGCCGUCCUCCUUGAAUCUAUCAACGUUAACAGAGUAAAACUUUACGAUGCAGAUCCAAAUGUCCUACAGGCCUUCUCCAAUUCUAAUGUCGAGUUCAUCGUAACAGUAGGAAAUGAGUAUCUUCAAACCAUGAAUGACCCCAACCAAGCUAAGGCCUGGUUGCAACAACAUGUCCAGCCCUAUGUUCCGCAGACCAAGAUCACCUCCAUCACCGUUGGAAAUGAAGUUUUUGCUGGUAACGACACCCAAUUAAUGUCUUAUCUCCUCCCGGCUAUGCAGAACAUCUACAAUGGUCUUGUUUCCCUUGGAAUAAGUGAUCAAGUGAAUGUCUCCUCUGCACACUCACUCGCUAUUCUAGCAAGCUCUUUUCCCCCUUCUGCCGGGAGAUUCCGGCAAGAUCUUGCACAAUACUUCCAACCCAUUCUCAAUUUUCAUUCUCAGAUUAAUUCUCCUUUCCUUAUAAAUGCUUAUCCUUAUUUUGCCUAUAAAGCUGACCCAAGUGGGAUUUCAUUAGAUUAUGUUCUUUUUGAGGCAAACUCAGGGACUAUUGAUCCAAAUACGAAUCUGAACUACGAUAACAUGUUGUAUGCUCAAAUUGAUGCUGUUUAUUCGGCAAUGAAAGCGAUGGGUCAUACUGAUAUUGAAGUUAAAAUUUCUGAGACAGGUUGGCCAUCUCAAGGGGACUCUAAUGAACCUGGAGCAACCCCAGAGAAUGCAGGGCUUUAUAAUGGGAAUUUGUUGCAGAGGAUAGAAGAGAAGCAAGGAACUCCAAUGAGACCUUCAACUCCGAUCGAUGUCUAUGUUUUUGCACUCUUUAAUGAGAAUCUUAAACCUGGGCCGACCUCGGAGAGAAACUAUGGGUUGUACUAUCCGAAUGGUACUGCAGUUUAUAAUAUCGGUUUACAGGCAGGGGCAGGGGCAGGGGCUUAUGGUCCUACUAUGAUUUUUGCUUCAGCUUCUUGUCUUACGGCGAUAUCUUUGUCAGCUCUCCUUAUCUUCUUCACAACAUUUUUAAUCUGGGCUUGAAGAAGCCCCUAUAACUUCUGGAAUAGCCAAGCCAGGAGCGGGACAGAUCCAGAGAGGGAACUGAAGUGUUAGUGGCGAUCAUCUCAUGUUUCCUAAUCUUAAGAGGGAGGAACUCUCAAGGUG
Molecule: messenger RNA, 1321 nt
Organism: Telopea speciosissima
Lineage: Eukaryota; Viridiplantae; Streptophyta; Magnoliopsida; Proteales; Proteaceae
Product: glucan endo-1,3-beta-glucosidase 14
Exons: 4
Coding region: 2-1198 (398 amino acids)
Biological process (GO): carbohydrate metabolic process
Cellular component (GO): plasma membrane
Molecular function (GO): hydrolase activity, hydrolyzing O-glycosyl compounds
Source: RefSeq, a predicted model, not a curated record